This is a messenger RNA of Paramuricea clavata, 6393 nucleotides long. The record is from the annotation of a GenBank genome assembly. NCBI's taxonomy places the organism in Eukaryota, Metazoa, Cnidaria, Anthozoa, Malacalcyonacea, Plexauridae.
CCACCUGACGCGAGCGAGAUAUAAAUUCGCAAAUCACCUUCGUGUCACUUUCUCUUGACCACAUUCGAAGAAGAAGCUCGAGUAAAUUGCACAAUCUCGCAAGGAAAUCACUUCAAUAAUGCCUGUCAAAGCUGUAUGCGUCCUCAGAGGAGAGAAGAUAAAAGGCACGAUCAAUUUGUGCCAGGAGGUGAGCAAAUUAAAGCGAUAUUUUCAACUACGUUCUUGCUAAAGUCACGACCGAUUCGCUUUGCAUUUUGCAAAGUCCAAGCCCCAUUAUUGCUCUUUAGUUCGUAUAUGCGGGCUAGAAUCGAUUAAAAGAAGUGUAACUUAGACAGAAGAUGCACUUUUGUACAAUUUUUGUACAGUGUAAAUUUAAAUUCGAACUCGGAUUGUUUUAAACAUUUGAGCAAUGCUGUACAAGGCACAAGUUGGUUGCAAGGAUAGGUGAUCUCAAAUGGCGAUUUACCCAGUAAAUUCGGACGCGAUUUAGUUGUUCCUACAUGUUUUAAUUCACAGAUAAGCUAUAUUUUUUGUAGUAUUUAGGAUUUUUGCACUGAUGAGUAUGUUUAAUGGCUUAUAUUGGCAAGGACUUAUUUAUAGAAGUUCUAUAAAUUUUGUACAUAUUUUGUACAGCAAUUGUAGUAGAUUCCUUGUUGAUGUAUCAUUGCAUGCUUGAAUAGUCACUCAUAUUGCGCAUUGCAGUUCGACUCUUGAUAAUUUUUAGCUUGAUAGAACCAGUGCUUUUCCUUUGACGAGUAAAAUUGUCUGCCAUUAGACGGAGUAAGAUAGAGAUGCACCGAUAUCCAUUUUGGUGUAUCGGUAUCGGCUUAUUGGUACUAAAAUAGAAAUAUCAGUAUCGGUAAUAUUGUUGUUGAUAUUACCGACAUUAUAAACAGUUUCUAAAUAUUAAAGGUGAUGUAAAGUCCGUUCUGUGAAUAUGUUCUGCGCACGUCAACAUUCCAAGGGUCGGUACCUGACCAUUGGAAUGUUAUUAAUAUUUCGCACCUUCCAAACUUUCUUGAAUUGAAUCUCUAGUCUGUAUUCAUUUACAAUUCAUUUACAUCACCUUUAAUAGUUUAAUGAUUGGUUAUAGUUACAGUUCAAUAGUUAUUUUUCUUACAAAUAAACAGUCACUAGGUCACAAAGUUAGGAAAUGAACUGGUCAUUAUGGGUUCUGUAAUGGUUAAGUAGAUAUUUCAAAAUAGAACAUAGAUUACCAGCAUUAUGAUUUUUUUCUAUUCGUGCUUAGAAGCCAGAUGGCGAAUGCUGUAUCACAGGUUCUGUAGAAGGUCUUUCUGAAGGAAAACAUGGCUUCCAUAUUCAUGAAUUUGGUGAUUAUACAAAUGGUAAGAAUAUUUCUUGAAUUUCAAAUCACUAGCGACAUAGACUGCGAGCAGUCCCUCUGGAGAAAGGAGGGACUGCUGACAACACUUAAAGAAACAUUAAAAUAUGCCCACUUUUAGUGACUUUUCGCUCUUGUCAAGUUGGCUCCGCUUUUCAUAAACAUUACUUAUAUCCAAUUAAAUGUAUCCAAUAGGAACCGUUAAUGUCAUGUUUAUUUAUAAAAUCAACGUUCAGUCUGGAAAUUAUAGCAUAAUUACUAUGUAUCAGAUUUGAUAGGCGUAUCGAUUUUGACCAAUGGGAAUUUUGCGUUGUGUGGGCGAUGCAUAUUUCUUUUCUUGAUGUCUUGUCGGCAGUCCCUCCUUUACUUUCACAUGCCCGGAAAUCUGUCAUUAGCAGAAAAUAGACAACAAUUAUCUCAAAAACCUUUUAAAAAAUUAAGUCGACUAGUGGUGAUCGUCUGUCGUAUAUAAUACCAGAAACCAGAUUUCAGAAACAUGACCGAAAACUUCGAAACAGUGAAAAUCUGGAUAUUUUUUAAUGCAACAAAUCGGUUUAAAAACAGUUUUUCCCCAACUAAUGUUAGUUACUGCAACUCAAAUAGAUAAGCUCAAAAUAUUUUUAGACAUUUUAUAGCAGUAUAGUAAGUUGUAAAUAUAUUAUAUUAUAUUUAUAUGUAUAUAUAGAUUUUGGAUUUUCUAGAUGUAAAUGUAAAGUAAUUCACCAAUUGGUGCCAUUUUACAUAAUAAUAAACCAUCAUUAUUAUUAUUAUUAUUAUGAUUAUUAUUAUAAACCUAUUAUUUUACAUAAAUUGCAUAACAAUAAAUUAAGGUGUGUUGCACCUAGCAUAUGUACAGACUAUAUUAUAUGCUGUAAUGCAGUGUAUGAAAAUUUGUGGCAUUGUUUAUCGACCCCCAGCUGCACUACCCAGAUCCGGUUAGCUGAUUGUCAUUGGUCACAACUGAACUUAAUAGAUUCUGAUUGGCUUGAUAUUAUAAUAUCAACGACCGUUGGACUUCGAUUUUCAAAAUCGAAAUUAUAGUAUUUUCUUGAUACUUGAUGUUCUCUGUCUAAUGCCGGAUGGUUUUACUCGUCGAGGGGAGGGCGCUGAUGCUCAAUGGGUUGACGACAGUACUGUUCGUUGUUUUUAGGCUGCACCAGUGCUGGUGGCCAUUUCAAUCCCUUCAAGAAGAACCAUGGUGGACCGUCUGACGCAGAAAGGUUUGAAAUUCUCACUGUCAUGAUUUAUAUCUAAGGACGGAUGUUAGAGGUGUGCAUCCGAUUAGAUUGGCCUCUUUGAAUCCGAAAUUUUUGUCCACAUUCGGAAUCCGAAUCUAAUCCGGUCCGAAGCCGAAUAAACGUAAUUCGAUCCAAUUGGAAAAAAUGUAAUCAAAUCUGAUCCGAUCGGAAAAAUUGCAAUCCAAUCCAACCUGAAAUGACGUAACCGUAAUCUGAUCUAAAAAAGCGUACUAAUGUUACAUAUAUAACUUCAAUUAUCUACCAGCAUACACGUGAACAAAAUUGUACAACGGCAGAAAUGCUCAUUGAGAAUGUUUUGUGAAUGUAAAGCCAACAAAGAAACAUAAUUACAUUUUGUUUGAAAAUCGGCCAUAGUAAUUGCUAUUUAAAACCCUCUAAAUUUGAUAAAAAACCUAUACCCUCAUUCAAUAGCAAACAACAGAUUAUGUUUUAGAGAAACUCAGAUGUUAAAGCAAAUCAUUACAACAUUAGCAAUAGUCAUAUAAUCAUAUUGAAUAAAUCUAGAAAUGUCGAAGUAGUAAAUGUCUUUUCCCAAGAAGGAGCAUGUUUUUGAGUUUUUAUAUUAUAUGAUGGUCAAUUGCAGUUCUAGCCGACCGCUCAUUGUACCAUGUCCUCGUAUUUUUGGACCAGGAACUGGUCCCCAAUCGCUACUAAUCUUGUUGUUGGGGGCGACGCUCUUUGAAAAAACCAAAAAAGGCUCCGUCAUUACUUGUCUGAUGGGAAUGAAAUUUGACACAAUUAUUCUAAGCAAUUUUCCGCAUCGAUUGACGGUGUUCGAUUUUUCAUUUUUGACUUUAGGAGCAAGAUACAAGCAAUUUUUGACUGUAUUCGUAGCCCCAUACACGGCACGUACAUGACUGUAGCUGCAAUAUUUUGCAAUUAAUGGCACGCACGGCACGGCAAAAUUUGAUGUACGGCAAAAGUUAGCUGACUUAAUUAGGCACGGCAUGUUUAUUCUAAAUAUUGUGGGACAUUUAACUGAUCUAUCAAAUUCAAAUGCGAGGAAAUACUUUUGAAAACUGCGCUUUUAGUUAUCUAUGCUUUGUCCAGAUUUACACCUCAUUUAGGCUAUACACGGCACUAGGUUGCCAACUUCGAGAACAUUAGUUUUACAAGUGUCUAGCUAUUUGUUUAUCGAAGGUUUUGAACGUUUAACAAUUUGCAUAAGAUCGAAACUGGGUCACACAGUUCCCGGUCCACUAUAGUACGAUCAUACUCGUUUUUUCAAUCGCCACAAUUACCAGAAGGAAUAAUCUGAGAUGGUAUUUUCCAGACAUGUUGGUGAUUUGGGCAAUAUUGAAGCGGAUAGCAAAGGUGUUGCCAAAGUUGACAUAAAAGACAGUCUUGUCAAGUUAAGUGGCGAACAUUCCGUUAUUGGACGUUCUAUUGUGGUAAGUUUGACUCGCCAUAUAUUCUUCAAACAGAACCAGUAUCAACCGACAUAGGUCGUUGUGCAAAAAAGUGCAUAGAAAAGCAAUUUCCGUCGGCCCCCUUGGAGAAUAGAUUUUUUGUGUUUCAAUGCAGGGGUGGAAAAAUAUUUGUUCUUUCUGGGAGCCUGGGUUGAAGGCUAGAAAUUUUCUGUAAAAUUUGCAAUGUUACAAUUACAAAAAUAACAAAACAAAUGCAUAAUUAUUGUAUUAUUUGUACUUUAAUUCGUAAUAAUAGGCUUUAGGCUGGGUUUUUUAUGCUCGUACAUCACAAUAGUUGUCUGUUACUUCAAUGCAUAGUAUCAUAUAGAUGUCCAUUGACGACUUGUGCUUUAGACUAAAUUUUAAUCUAAGUAAGAACAACGAAAUGUAUCACCACAGCGAGAAAGAGCGUCUUGGAAUUAGUAAUAUUACAAAGUUUGGUUGCGAAAUGUUGUAAAAUACGGAAAAUAUAGCCCUUCAAAGUUGGCAAUUUUUUUACCAAUUUCCGCACGUAAUAGAAAUGUAUACAAAUUUGCCAACUUCGCAGGGCUAUAUUUUCCGUAUUUUACAACAUUUCGCAACCAAACUGCAGUUUUUCUAAUUUAGAUAACUUCUUUCCGAAAAUAUCCUUUGUUAUUCCCAGAUUAAAAAUUUUUCUAAAGCGCAAGUCGUCCAUUACCAAAAAAGUUCCCAAGCAAAACACUUGCCUAAUACUGAGAAAAUGGGCGAUGGACAAUGUAGAUUUAUAGUUCUUUUCUAAUAUAUCCCCGGAAAUAGCUUACUUCUACAAUUUUAUCUUUUUGCAUGCCCAUUGUGGAAAGCAGCUUAAAGGACAUUGGCAAUAAACAAUCAGUUUGUCUCGUUCAAAAGAACUCUAAAAUUAUAUAUAGUUCUCGAAAUAUUUAGACCGAAAUUAAUGAGCUGUCGCCAUCUUGGACUAAUUCUUGACCUCAUUAACUAUGGUUUUGGUGACGUCAGGAGUUGGGUUAACCAUAUAAAACUACUCUAAAAUGACCGAGUAACAAUCCAAAAUUGUUUGAAAUGUUUUUAGUCAUUUCUAAAUUUCAGACAGCAACCAGAAACGAAGUUUUGGACCCAUAUUGAUCGCUUACUCUCAAGAUAAUAAAUUAGCGUGACCCCUCUCUUGACGUAACAUGCAUAUCCUCAAUAAUCCAAGAUGGCGAACCGGCUCACUUACAUAUAAUCUGAUAAGAUAUAAUCUGUAAUAGAGUAUAAUAUAUAGUUUUAAGAGUUGUUUCAAAUGAACUAAACUAAUUUUUUAUUGCCGAUGUCCUUUAAGUCAGGCACCUCUCGAAGUACAGAAAAAUUAUCACAACCCGUACACCCGAUCACCUAUAUAUACAUGAACUUACGGUUACAGCUCAACAGCUGGCCUCUGUAGCUCAGUUGGUUAGAGCGCUGCACCGGAAUCGCAGGGCCGUAUGUUCAAUUCCUACCAGAGGACCUUGUGCUGCAUUUUUCGCAGUCGUUCCUGGUCAGGUCUUAAAAUGUAUAUAUAUACUCACUUGGAUUACAAACCCUAAGAACAGCAUUCAAAUAUUAAUACCACCAAGUGAAGUGCAAGAAACCAGAUCACAGAAAAAAUAUGGCCUGCCAGUCUAAAUUUUUUUGGCAGGUGAAAUAAACGACGGUCUCGGGUCCACAAAACACACUGUUUCCCUCGGUCUCAGUAAAUAAGUGAUAAAUAUCUCUGGAACAAACCAUAAAAACAAGAAACUGAAAAAUAAGUUACACUACAGCUUAAAGAGUUCUUUCAUUUAAGAAAAGAAGAAAUUUCAUGUCAUAUACAUUAUACACUUCAAGUUGUGACAUGUCAGCGAGUUUAAAUAAAGCUUUUAUAUUUUUUUCUACAUGUAUAGGUACAUGAAGGCGUUGAUGAUCUUGGCAAGGGCGGUCACGAGGACAGUUUAACCACGGGUCAUGCCGGUGGUCGUCUCGGGUGUGCUGUAAUUGGAAUUUCUAAAUAAACAUUCCUAGAUCCAGGAAUCUGAUGUGCUUUGCUUAGUAGCGAAUUCUGACAGACACGCAAUGUUGUAACACAUAUUCAUGCAUGGUUAGAUUAUUAUAGGCAUGUUAAUAUGUUAAGAAACAACUGAUCCAUUGAAAUUGUAAGUCUAGAUUAAAACUCGUAGUAGUAAUAAUAAAUCUAUCUUGACGAACACUUUUGUUUUGUAUUUCACCAGAGAUGUUUCAAUUAGCCAUUUCCCAAUCGAACCGAGGACUGGGUCUAGUCGCUUGUUUGGAGGGCCAAAAAAUAAACAAUAUGCCGAAUAUGGUAUCUAGGAAGUUUUCCUACAUUCCUAAAGUUAUUUGUGCAGCCUGAAACGCAACAAUUAUAAUAAGGCAUCUUUUAAUAUAUAUU